CCAGUCCAUCAGUUUCAAAUGCUUUUGACUGCGAAACACAGGUGAGGCUCUGCGGUUGACCGACAUGGCAGAACACCUGGAGCUCCUGGCUGAGAUGCCUGCAGUUGCCCGAAUGGGUACCCAGGAGCGGCUCAGGCAUGCCCAGAAGCGCCGCACACAGCAGCUGAAGAAGUGGGCGCAGUUUGAGAAAGAAGUGCAGGGUAAGAAGGCCAAAGGGGCGAAGAAGAGAAGGAGGGCCGCCAAGGAGAAGCGGGUGCUCUUCCCUGGAAACGUCCUGCUUCUGGAGGCUGCGUGCCGCAAUGAUGUGGAAGAAGUUCACCAGCUCCUUCAGAGUGGCAUCAGCCCCAACUUGUACAAUGAGGAUGGACUGACUGCACUGCACCAGUGCUGCAUUGACGACUAUGGGGAGAUAGUAGAGCUGCUGCUGGAAGCUGGUGCUGAUGUCAGUGCCUGCGACAGCGAACUCUGGACCCCCUUGCACGCUGCUGCCACUUGUGGGCACCUGCACUUGGUGGAGCUGCUCAUUCGAAGAGGUGCCAACCUGCUUGCCGUCAACUCGGAUGGAAACAUGCCGUACGACCUCUGUGAGGACGACGCCACGCUGGACUGCCUUGAGACGGCCAUGGCUGACCGAGAGAUCACUCAGGAGACCAUCGAGGAGGCCCGCUCAGCUACUGAGCGCACCAUGGUGGGCGACAUCCGUCGGCUGGUGAAAGAAGGGGUGGACCUGAAUACACCGCUGGACCACGGUGCCACCCUGCUGCACAUCGCUUCAGCCAGUGGUUAUCUGGAGGCUGCUGAGCUGUUGCUGGAACAUCAAGCCAGCACGAGCGUCAAGGAUGAAGACGGGUGGCAGCCGCUCCAUGCUGCCGCUUGCUGGGGCCAGAUUCCCCUGGUGGAGCUGCUGGUGGCCCACGGAGCAGAUCUCAACGGGAGGUCGGUGCUGGAGGAGACCCCGCUGGACGUGUGUGCAGAUGAAGAUGUGCGCGCCAAGCUCCUGGAGCUGAAGCACAAGCAGGACACCAUCAUGAAAUCGCAGGACAAGCACAAAUCGCUGCUCCAGCGCCGGACGUCCAGUGCUGGCAGCCGAGGGAAAGUGGUGAGGCGGGUCAGCGUGACACAGCGCACCAACCUCUAUCGCAAGGAGCACGAGAAGGAGGCCAUUGUGUGGCAGCAGCGGCGGAGUGAGGGAGAGCUGGAGGACGAGGACAGGCAGGCCGAUGCACAGCUCCAAGCCCAGGGCCCUGAAGCAGAAAUGGGAGGGCCAGAGGAGCGCAAUGGCGCGGCCCCCUCCCAGCACUUCUCCAAGCGGCUGGACCGCAGCUCUUCCUACCAGGUGGCCGCCCAGGAGGAUCCUGCGGCCGGCCUCAGCAAGGAGAAGGCUCGCCACACGUUAGCGGACCUCAAGCGCCAGCGGGCAGCGGCCAAGCUGCAGCGCCCCCAUUCUGAAGACCUCCUGCUUGACCCCAGCGAGGCCCCGCACCCCACGGCAGAGCACAAUGCUGUGUAUUUUACAGCAGCCAGCGGAGACCCCCCCCUCCUCAAGUUGACUGCUCCAGCUGAAGAGACGCCGGCACAAAAAAGGCGCUGCUGCAAGCUGAUGUGAGCGGGAGAGGUCGACCUCCUCAGGGCCCCUCUUGGGCUGGGCCACUGUCUCCAGGCCGGGGGUGUG
Candoia aspera is the source of this 1672-nucleotide messenger RNA. It is a transcript of the gene PPP1R16A, whose product is annotated as protein phosphatase 1 regulatory subunit 16A. Gene Ontology annotation, molecular function: myosin phosphatase regulator activity; enzyme inhibitor activity; protein binding. Gene Ontology annotation, cellular component: cytoplasm. Lineage: Eukaryota; Metazoa; Chordata; Lepidosauria; Squamata; Candoiidae. The transcript has 10 exons. Bases 65 to 1606 code for a protein of 513 amino acids. The record is from RefSeq and is a predicted model, not a curated record.